Electrophorus electricus (electric eel) is the source of this 6379-nucleotide messenger RNA. RefSeq names its product calmodulin regulated spectrin-associated protein 1b (gene camsap1b). Gene Ontology annotation, molecular function: calmodulin binding; microtubule minus-end binding; spectrin binding. Gene Ontology annotation, cellular component: microtubule minus-end. Lineage: Eukaryota; Metazoa; Chordata; Actinopteri; Gymnotiformes; Gymnotidae. The record is from RefSeq and is a predicted model, not a curated record. Gene Ontology annotation, biological process: neuron projection development; negative regulation of microtubule depolymerization; cytoplasmic microtubule organization.
CGGUUGUUAGGACGGGGCACAGGUUUGUUACUGCUAGCGUUAGCUACCAUAGAAUUGUUGGGAGGAGACGUUCACCAGUUACACUGCGAGCUCUAUCUGUUCGGACCAGCGGGCCCCUAUGAGUUCCACUGGUGUGAUUUUUCCCAUGUUAUUUUCGUGUACCUACGGAUUUGUCUAAUUGGAUUGUUGAUACAACAUACAUUAAAAAGGGGUCUCAGGAUGGACGUGGACUUGGGUGCUGGAGCGGACAGCACCCUAAGAAAGAUGGAAGCCACGGUCGAACCAAUGGAGAUUAUACCGCUGGAAAUGUAUGAUUCAGCGAGGGCUAAAAUUGCGGCUAACCUAAGAUGGCUAUUUGCAAAAGCUUACGGAAUCGAUCACAUUCCAGAGGACUUGCGGGACCCUUUCUAUACAGACCAGUAUGAACAGGAGCACAUCAAACCUCCCGUAAUCCGGCUGCUGUUGUCCUGUGAGCUCUACUGUCGCGUGUGUAGCCUCAUCCUCAAGGGGGACCAGGUGGCCUCCCUCCAGUCUCACCAGUCAGUCAUCCAGGCCCUGUCUCGCAAAGGCAUCUAUGUCAUGGAGGGUGACGAUACACCGGUUACCGAGGCCGAUCUCACUUGCCAGCCCAUCAAAAUGAGCUCCCACAUGCCCAUGAUUGAUGCAUUGAUGAUGGCCUACACUGUGGAGAUGAUCAGCAUUGAGAAGGUAGUGACCUGUGUCAAGCGCUUCUCCACCUUCAGUGCAUCCAAGGAGCUUCCUUUUGACUUGGAGGAUGCAAUGAUCUUCUGGAUUAACAAGGUAAACCUGAAAAUGAGAGAGAUCACCGAAAAGGAACACAAAGUAAAGCAGCAUCUGCUAGACUCCCCUAGCCACCAGAAGCCUGACUUCAUGCUUGUGCUGGACCAUUGCAUGUUGGAGCCUGUGGAGUAUCCACUUUUGGUGCGCUACCGGCGAGAGCAUGCCUCGGGCCGCCAACUGCCCCACUUCUCCCUGCUGGAGGACCUCAUGAGGGACGUGUGCGAUGGCGCUGCCCUGCUGACUGUGGUCCAUUACUACUGCCCUGACCUCAUGAAACUUGAUGAUAUUUGCUUGAAGGAGGUCACCUCGAUAGCAGACAGCCUGUAUAAUAUCCAGCUUCUGAAGGAGUUUGCCAACGAGUACCUUAAUAAAGGCUUCUACUUAACACUAGAAGACAUGCUGUAUGCACCUCUUGUGCUCAAGCACAAUGUCAUGGUAUUCAUCGCUGAGCUCUUUUGGUGGUUUGAGGUUGUAAAACCUGAGUUUGUCCAGCCAAGGGAUAUCCAGGAAUUCAAGGAUGCAAGAGCUGUGACUCACUCCAAGAGUUCCCGACCCUGUGUGCCCAUCUCUAAUGCUACCAAGAGGAGCUUCCUGGUCACACCUGGCCUUGCUGAUUUGACUCAUCCUGUCACAAACAACCCAGAAGUGUGUAACAGGUACUUCCUGCAUCCUGAAGAGUCUGAUCCUCUCAGUAAGGGGAGUUCCAGCAUUAGUCCUGCCCAUCCACUCCUACCACUGAGACAGAGGCAACAGAAAGCUCAGCAGGGAGAUGAUGUAUCAGCCUGUAGGAACCGUUCUAAUUCUCUGACACAAGAAAGUCGUACUCGAGGGUCUAUGGCUUGGUCAGACAAAAGACAGAGGCCACUGUCCCAGCUGAAUCGCUAUGUUCUCCACUGUGCCACGGACAGUGAUGCAGACUUGGCCUCAGGCGACAGUGCUAGUUUGACAUGCUCCAUCAGUGAGGACAGCCUGGCCUCUACUGUCACACCCAAGCACCAGAGCCAUCAAAGCCAGGGUGCUCCUCGGAGACUCAAUGGCCAUGGAUUGCUGGGUAAUGUUAACAUGGAUGAAGAAGAAGAUAUGGUAACUGUUAUCAGAGCAGAGUCGUCUAAGACUGAUGUUACACUGACAGACAAUGGGGAUGUGGAGCGUCAGUCUGCUUCCCCUGGUGCUAAAACAAACUCUUGUGGAAAGCAAGAAGAGGCAGCAGCUGAUUCCAGAACUGCCAGUUUCUACUUGGAACCACUGAUGCCUGCAGUUCUUAAACCAGCAAAAGAAAAGUCUAUAUGCUUGAAUAAAGAAGAAGAGUGUGGAGAGGGGCGACAGCGUGGGUCAGCACGGAGGGUUGUUGCUGGAGAUGGACCCAGCUCUUCAGCUAAACGAAGACCUCUACAUAACCUUAACCGAACCUUCAAUGCCAGUUCCAGUUCUGAGUUUGAAAGAACUUCUGAUCCCAAAUCUGAGUCUGUGCAUCCACCUCCUGGGCAGACAGAAACUUUCAGACCUCUGGUCACAAGCAGUGUCGAGCCACCAACGGAAUUGACUCCUGGGUUCUACCUGCAUUCCUCGUCACCUGAGGACAAGAGGCCCAUCCAAGCUUGGGGCAUACUGACUGAUGCAGAUACAGAGACUGUGGAGACCAUUGAAGAGCAGGAUGCAGAACUUAGCAAGGAGCUGCAUCCACAAAAACGACAGUUCUAUAAAGAGGAUGAAGAGUCUGCAAAACUUCAAGAGGACAUGAAUGUGAAGGAGCAUGCAGACAAGGAUGAAGGAAGCAGGUGCUCUAGCCCUGGUGUCAGUGUUCAGUCACAGGUCAGCAGCGUGGCCAGUGGAAGUGUCCGAAUGACCAGCUUUGCUGAGCGGAAGAUGCUGAAGUUUGGCAGCAACCAAGACAUCCGCUCAAGCACCAGCAGCUCACAGAGGACCACGCCAGAUGGCUCAGAGAGCUGCCCUCUUCCUCUCACCUCUUGGAAGAUGAAGAGGGACCAAAGCCCCACUCAACAGGGCAAGGACAAUGCUAACAUGCUUGCUUCAGAGCUUGUGCAGCUGCACAUGCAGCUUGAAGAGAAGCGACGCGCCAUUGAGACCCAGAAGAAAAAAAUGGAGGUACUGUGUGCUAGACAAAGGCUCAAGCUUGGAAAAGCUGCCUUCCUGCACAUAGUGAAGAAAGGAAAAAGUGACACCCUUCCUCAGCCGCUGAAAUCAGACCACUUGAAAGGCCAAAAGUUAAAUGAGGAGACAGAGAAGUCAACAAAAGAUGACUCGUGUCUUGAUGCCAUGAGGGAUGGGGGAAAAGGCACUGAAGAGACAGAGAAGGCGUCCCUUGAAUGGGAUAGUGCCACUGCCUUGCCCCCUAGUGCCUUAGAUGGAGAUGAGGAAAUCGACCUCAAUGAGUGUAACCACUCGAUAGAAAUGCUUAAUGAGGCCAUCAGCAGCAUUCAGCAGCAGAUGAUGCAGCUGUCUCUCCAGCAGGACCUACUCAUGAAGCAAAACCUUCAGUCCCCAUCAGCUGCUACCCUAUCUCCUAAUGGUGACCGAGGGAAUUUGUCCGAACCAAAGGCACGAUCUGCUGUCCAUUUCGUGGAGCCAAGUGGCAGCCCUGUAGUCAGGAAGCCUCCUAAACUGAGCUCAGCACGGUCUCGCUCUAAGCCUUCUGAGCUGAAGCUGUCCAAGGAAUACAACAAAGGGCAGAAAAUACCUACCCCCACUCCCAUUGAAAGUCCUACUCCUAGACCCAGCCCAGGGGGCAGGACCCCCAAAGCAGAUCCAGAGACAAUCAACCAAAUUGAGGGGCAGCUGAAGAACACUGCAUUCCAUCUUCAUGACAAGGCCAACUUGCGUACAGUCUCAAGAGAGCCAAGCUCUGCAAGCCUAGGAGUGACUAUUGAUGAAGGUGUUCCUAGUACUCUAAGGGACUCUGAAACAACAUUUGAUAAUGGUGCUGGUUUUGUGAUGGUCUUAACUGAAGAUAGCUCAAAGAGCAAGGCGAAUCUAAUUGAAGUGGACUUAUCAGACUUGGCAACCCAGUCAGAUGAUGGCAGUUCUAGUGCGUUAGAUGUUACCACAGAUGUCGUCGUUGAUGGAGAAAAGAAAAGUGGCAUGGGCUUCUUUUUCAAGGACGAGCAGAAAGCGGAAGACGAAAUGGCCAAAAAGCGGGCAGCAUUCCUCCUGAAACAACAGAAGAAAGCAGAAGAGGCACGACUUCGCAAGCAGCACCUAGAGGCAGAGAGUGAGCUUAAAAGAGAUGAAGCUAGGCGGAAAGCGGAAGAAGACAGGGUUAGAAAAGAGGAAGAGAAGACCAGGCGGGAGUUGAUAAAGCAAGAAUACCUGCGAAAAAAACAGCAAGAAAUGUUUGAGGAGCAGGAGCAGCCCAAGCCUAAACCCAAACCCAAACCCAAACCCAAGACCAAGAAGCAGAGGCCAAAGUCUGUGCUAAAAGAAGAGCCUUCCAUUGAAACACUCCCAAAAUGCCCCCCUGCCAAUGAGAAUCUUGUUAGUGCUCGGUCUGGCUCUAAUCUCUCGCUGGCUUCUGUGGCCACUACUGAGGCAGACAGCAUCAACUCUGGAGGUGCAGGAUCUCAACGAGGGGAUUCAGUGGAGUCAUUUUCGGGCCUCAGUAGGGCUACAGAGCGGGACUGGGACAACGGCUCCACUGCGUCUUCCAUCACAUCAACAUCCAUGGCAGAAUACACAGGGCCUAAACUUUUCAAGGAGCCAAGUGCAAAAUCUAAUAAGCCAAUUAUCCACAAUGCCAUCUCUCACUGCUGUUUGGCAGGGAAAGUAAAUGAACCACAGAAGAACUCCAUUCUUGAGGAGCUUGAGAAAUGUGAGUCGAACCACUUUAUGAUCCUCUUUCGUGAUGGUGGUUGUCAGUUCCGGGCCCUUUACUCCUACUUCCCUGACACAGAGGAGAUCCACAAGCUCACUGGCACGGGGCCCAAAAGCAUCACCAAGAAGAUGAUAGACAAACUCUAUAAGUACAGCUCAGACCGCAAACAGUUCACAGUUAUACCUGCCAAGACUGUGUCUGUCAGCGUGGAUGCCCUCACCAUCCACAAUCACCUCUGGCAGGCCAAGAGGCCCAUGGUGCCAAAGAAGACCCGGAAGUGAAGUCAAGCAGGGCUUUUGUACCUGACGUCCAAUGAUUCUCAUGUGCUUUCAGUACCUGUGGAAAGACUGUCAAGAUGUUCACAAUCAAUUUCACCACUUGUGUCAUGAUGGGACGAGGGUGGCUGUGUGUGAGCGGAUGUCUGGACAGACAUGCAGUGUGCUGUUCAUUUAAUCUGUUCAGGGUUGUAGUUUGUCCUGUACAGCAGCCCUCCCCCUUUUUUGAUUGAGUUCUUGUUACUUGAAGUAUUUUUCAGUUUGGCAAGCUCCCUUGCAGCAGAGCUUUCCUUUCUGAUAAGCGAAGGUUUUGUCUUUUUAAAACACAGACGGAGACACUACUGCUAAACAGCAUCUGCUGCAUCUGAAGAAGACUCUAAUCCAAAUUCAUGUAGAAAAGGAAUUGCCGACUUGCCUGUUUUUUUGUUUGUUUGUUUUUUUGUUGUUGUUCCUUCCCCAAAACAUGCUGCUCUGAACUGUGUGUCACUGGGACCGUCCCAGUCAUACAUGUUGUUGGCCUUCACACAUUGUGGUACUGUCGUAUAUUUAUUCAACGCUUCGAAAGCGAAUUGGCUGUAGCACUGCUGUAUAGAACUACGACGGAUCUUUUAAAUAGGGAAUGAACUAGGCUUUGGUACAUGUCUCCGAUGCUCUUUUGUUUUGCUACUAUCCCAAUGUUAGAGGUAGUUAUUUCUCCACUGGACAGCGGUGUCCUGUAAAAUGGUGCACUCACGAUCAUGUUUUAGUGCUUCUAUCAUGCAAUGUAACCAUGAGUGAUGUCGGCCCCAGAGCUUCGUUUCUCAUGCAGAAGAGCAGCAUGCUCUGUUAUGAAGAGUGUCGCUGUAAACCGUUUGAAUGACAGUAUUUAAUAUAUUCAUAAUCGGUUACUUUCUUGCAGUUGCUGUCUAAUUAUUUACCCGUGGUUAAAACAUUCCUUUGAUACAGGGAAAAGAAGAACUGUCAGCACUGUCACCUCCUAAUUUUAAAUGUUUGAAAACUCACCGAAGGCUUGACUUUGGUGUCCAGAUCAAAGUAGUGUUGCACAUGCACUUUACAUCUUCUAAUACAGGUGGUUAGGUAGGACUAGAAUUUUCAAUUAAGUUUAGGCUGUUGAACUCCUAGGCAAAGACGCUAAAGGUUUAUGGUUUAAAAAUCGAUCUGCUUACUACACACAAUAACAUUUUAAACAAUACUAAGAUUUAACACUUAUAAGCAAACUAAUGGCCUCUUGAAGGCACUUAACUACCUUUUGGAGAACAGUAGUUUAUUACACCUGGCUAAAACAAGUGAUGGUAUUUGUUUACUUUUUAAAGUGCAGGUUUGUUUAUAAAGUAAAGAUUGUACUGAUGUUGGUCACCAUUCUUUUAAAACACUGUACUUUUUCAUCUUUGGUCAUUUUACUUUCUAUACCACACCAUUAUUUAUUUUUAAAAAAGGCACUGAAAAUUUAAUAAAUAUUUGAAUAAACACAUUA